Penicillium diatomitis is the source of this 1236-nucleotide messenger RNA. It is a transcript of the gene pfa4, whose product is annotated as putative palmitoyltransferase with autoacylation activity Pfa4. The transcript has 5 exons. Gene Ontology annotation, biological process: protein targeting to membrane; peptidyl-L-cysteine S-palmitoylation. Gene Ontology annotation, molecular function: protein-cysteine S-palmitoyltransferase activity. The record is from RefSeq and is a predicted model, not a curated record. Gene Ontology annotation, cellular component: endoplasmic reticulum; endoplasmic reticulum membrane; Golgi apparatus. Bases 1 to 1236 code for a protein of 411 amino acids. NCBI's taxonomy places the organism in Eukaryota, Fungi, Ascomycota, Eurotiomycetes, Eurotiales, Aspergillaceae.
AUGUUGAAGGAUGACUUCUCAAUAUCGCAAUUGGCGAUACCUGCUGUCAGCUUUCUGAUCAGUUUCCUGGCAUACACAUCCCAAUACUUCUUCCAGCAUUUCGAAGCGGUACCAUUCCACAAAGACGAGUUCUGGAAGAUCAAUAUUUUUGCUUUUUGCAUCUGGAUCUGUUACUUUCGUGCCUGCUUUGUAGACCCUGGACGUCUGCCAUUAAAUGUCAAGACAUGUGUCUCGAAACAAUCGGAUCAAGACCCGGCGACCAUUCGGCAAAGAUGGUGUCGUAGAUGCGAAGCAGUCAAGCCUCCCCGUGCUCACCACUGUAAGACGUGCAAGAGAUGCAUACCAAAGAUGGACCAUCAUUGUCCAUGGACGUCAAAUUGCGUCUCGCACUUUACAUUCCCUCACUUCAUCCGCUUUCUGUUCUACGCAGUGGUCGGCAUGACUUACCUCGAGACCUCGCUUUGGGAACGAGUAUAUGCAGUCUGGAAGAGUAGAGACCUGCCCAGCUACCUCGGUCCAUCAAUCGGACAACUGAUCCACCUCUUUGUCCUCUUCGUGGUAAACAGCUUGACAGUCUUCGCUCUGUUGAUCCUACUCGUGCGAAGUCUCUGGUCUCUCAUGUUCAAUACAACAACCAUUGAGUCCUGGGAAAUCGAGAGACAUGAGACUCUUGUCCGUCGUGCUCGAGUGUUGGGAGGUUACCUCGAGGGACCAGGUGGGAGAAAGGUAGCCAUCAGGAAACAAGAAUUCCCGUAUGAUAUUGGCAUCUGGUCCAAUAUUAGAAAUGGGAUGGGAGGCAGUGCCAACGUCCUCAGUUGGUUUUGGCCGCUCGCAGCUACACCAGAUCGAAAGAAUGGCUGGGAGUACGAACCUCAAGCCGAAGAUGACUCAGCCCUACUACAAUCAUACACCUCAGCACAAGAGCAAGUCGAAGCGUUCCGCCGGCGCCAAGCCGAAGAUGCCAACAGGCGUAGACCCUUUUCUCAACUCCAAAAGCGCAAACGCUUCCACGAGCGAUAUAAGCAGCAACGGGGUGGAGUUAAGGGCGAGAGUGAUCCUGACGAGCGAGACGGGGCGAAGCCUUUGUAUGGUGAUCAGCCGGAGGAAGGGGAGGAGUCGUGGAGAAAUGCAGAGGGGGAGCGGCUUGGGGACUUUGGCGUGGAUGAGGAGGCAGAGUUUUAUGAUGAGGAUGAUGUUCCGUUGGGCGUACUUAUAAGGCAGCGGGGGUAUCGCUGA